Pocillopora damicornis (cauliflower coral) is the source of this 2865-nucleotide messenger RNA. RefSeq names its product neurexin-1. Lineage: Eukaryota; Metazoa; Cnidaria; Anthozoa; Scleractinia; Pocilloporidae. The record is from RefSeq and is a predicted model, not a curated record.
UUUGAUCGAAAUAGCAUAUCUCUUUCACAAUGAUCUGACAAUGUUUAGCCGAAGAUAUAGUUUCUUCGAACGUCUUAACAUAAUUGAACACAGCUUGUCUCGUCUAAAACCGUACUAACACAUGAGUGAUGGGUGUAUUUGUACGCUUUCGAGUCCUACUCUAUCUUUUGGUGUCCUUUGUUUUACAUCAAACCUCUUCUGAGACAUUUACAAGCGCCCGGACUUCAUUUCUUCAACUGAAAAGGUGGAAUAUGUCCGACGCGCGGUGUCUUCGAUUUCGCUUCAAAACGUUUCUCCCAGAUGCGCUUCUGCUGUACAUGGAUGAUGAAGGAAAUACAAAUUUCUUACGACUUGAACUGAUUCGAGGAAAGCUACGACUUACAUGCAGCUACGGAUCUCGAUUCGGGCCGAUGGCAGACGAAACCCGCGGCGAAAAUUUAAACGAUUUAGCCUGGCAUAGAGUGUUAGUGGAAAGGAAUAGGGACAACACAACAAUAUACUUAGACAAUCUACCGAAAUUGGCUGUCGAGAGCCGAGAGAAGAAAGGACUAAUCGUGAAAAGCCCGAUGUAUUUUGGUGGUUUUCCACCCAACCUCGGAGCAAAUAGAGUCACACAGCCUUCAGUUCUUCUUCUGAACAGAUUCAUCGGAUGCAUAAUGGAUACAGAGUUUCUAGAAUCUUCUUCUGAACAAGGAAACAAGAUAACUAAAACCAGCGUGGAAUAUUCAGAUGAAGUAAUCCCAGGCUGUACUGAUAUGUGUGAAAGAAAUAACUCAUGCCUCAAUAAUGGGACAUGUCUGAACAGAUUCAUUACAACUGCCUGCGACUGCACCACGACUGGCUUCAGAGGGGACACUUGUGAACGAGCACUUCCGGUCAUUGGUCUCAGCCAAUUAGAUCACUUAAUUUUCAAGCGUUCCAAUAAAUCCGUCUCUUCAAAGCACGAUCGAAUCACGCUGAGAUUCAAGACAGCCAAUCAGAAUGGAUCACUCCUGGAAAGCGGGCGCGGGGCGAGAGACUAUUUAGUGAUCGCGCUGAGCAAUGGUUACAUUCUGAUACGAUGGAACCUUGGAUCGGGUGAAAUGUACCUGCAUGCGCGUGACAAACCGUGCAGUGACAAUAACUGGCACUCGGUUGAUAUACGAAGAAAUCGGGGCCGAAUUAACGUGACAAUAGACGGCGUUUUUCACGUUUCUCAGAGUUUCCCAGGAAACUACCAAUCAUUUGAUUUGGAAGAAGGCGAAGGAGAUGUGUAUGUGGGAGGAAUGGUUAUCAAUGGCUUUGCUACGCAUCGUCGUCCGUCGAGCUUUCCUUUUGAGGGGUGCCUUCAGGAAAUCAGUUUCAAUGGUGUGGAUAUCAUCCAAGGUUUUCUCGACACGAAAGACAAUUUUAUCAGCCAAGGAAGUCUUAGAUUGACUUGUGAAAUCCCAAAGCGACUGAUUCCAACAACUACGGCAAUAACACUACUCGUUACGAUGGAUACAACAAAAUCUGCAUCAAUAGCAAAUAAAGUGCAACGUCCAACCUCAUAUACGACCCCACGAAAAAUGAUUGUGACUGACAAAAAUCAACGUCUCUCAACCUCAAAAAUCAACUCCAAAUAUUCAGAAUUACCCUGCGCAGAUGAUGAAGACGAUUGUAACCCUGAAGAUUCUGGUUCGGGAGGGAGCGGCUAUUCCGGAGAUAAUUAUGUCAGUCCCGGAUCAGAGAAUGAGUCCACCGCGAAAGGUAAACAUAUCAUCCCUGGCACAGGAGCCAAUACAAGCAAAAAUAAGUCGAUUAAAAGCAAGGAAACAGGCGUGGAAAGUAUAGGCGAGUCGGACAGUUCUCUAACGCCUUGCCCGGGGGAUGAUGAAGACGCCUGUGAAAAUGCAAAUGAGUCUGGACAGGGUUCAGCUGAGCCAGGCUCAGCUGCCGGCAGCAUAACCACCCCUCGUCCCAGGACUUUUCCUAAUGGCAACAGCGAAGUUAAUGUUGAAGUGAAGGAAAGAGCCAUCGUAAAGGAAAACAGCAGCAAAAAAUGGACGCUCAUAGCGGGGAUAAUCGUGGUAGGAACACUUCUUGUUGCAUUUUGCAUCUUCGCAAUUUGUUGGCUUUGGAAAAACAAGAAAAACCCCGAGUGGACAGGGGUGUACCAAGUCAAUGGCAGCCGAGAAAGAUGUCUGGCAGCUGAAGCAACAGACGUAUGAUGGCCUAAUUGAUCACCUGAUGAUCAUGGAGCAUCCGUGGACAAAUCAGAGAACAGUCGUGUCUACUUCUUAGCUGUUGUUGCUUCGUGAGUCACGCAACCCCGUUGAAUGUCACGAAACACGUUUUCGCAAGAAGGCCUUAUACUCUGUGCUUGUUUGGCCAAGCAACCUCUCCUCCAGAGCGAAAAAUGUAACGUGACUUUCAAUGGACGAUUUCAAGAGGAAAAACAUUAUCUGACUUAAUGAAUUAAUAAUUUAGAUUAUCAUCUGAUAGCUUAAAAGAAAAGAAAAAGAAAAAAGGAGCAAAAGAAAAACAAAAAUUUGAGCAACAUAACAAAUUCCACCCACAUCAGCUUUGUUUACAUAGUAUUCUAGCAAAGUUCAUUUAGUCAGAUGUUGUUUCCACCGAACAAAUAUAAUUCUAAAUUUGAAAAAAAUACGUCUGUUUGAUUGGGGCAUCUGCUGAGACCCAAAUCAUAACAAACUUCUGUAUGAAAACAAUUUCAGACUCUCAGUAAUAUUGUAUGGAAUUCUUAGCUCACUAUGAAUCACAGUCAGUGCGUAUAGUAAGUAAGAGGUUAAAUUACAUCAUAAGAGGAAAAACAAUUAUGCCAAAAGGAAGAGCAAUUUGGACUCUCCGUCUCUUAUAGUUGAUUACGGACUCUCAAAUACCCCC